This is a messenger RNA of Morus notabilis, 2391 nucleotides long. RefSeq names its product transcription factor MYBC1. The transcript has a single exon. Gene Ontology annotation, biological process: regulation of DNA-templated transcription. Bases 507 to 1514 code for a protein of 335 amino acids. Gene Ontology annotation, cellular component: nucleus. Gene Ontology annotation, molecular function: DNA-binding transcription factor activity; DNA binding. Lineage: Eukaryota; Viridiplantae; Streptophyta; Magnoliopsida; Rosales; Moraceae. The record is from RefSeq and is a predicted model, not a curated record.
UCUCUCUCAAUCUCUCUUACAUACAUUCACUUCCCAUAAAAAUCAUAAGAAAAGAAUCAGCAAACAGUAGUAGCCCAUAAUAAAAGCUUUUCUGAAAAGAAAAGAAAAACAAGAUCCACCUCGAACCCCUCUCCAACUCAACCCCCAUACCCUCCGACAACCCCAAAUUCCAUCGCUGCCGCCGCCACCACCACCACUACCUCUCUCUCUCUCCUCCUACCAAUUCUAGAGAGAGAAAGAAACAAUAUUAUCUCUCUCUUAGAUUCUCUUUUCUACGCCAAAAUAAAGGGGAAAAAAUCCCAUCUUUGUUCUUCUCUCUCUCUCUCUCUUUCUUCCAUUGCACCAAAAAUCAUCUAUUUCAUAAUUUCAUCACUACCCAAUUCACAAAUCAUUCUGUUUUCAACAAAUAUUAACCUGAACUGAGGAGAGAGAAAGGGAUACUGAAUUGGGUCAGUCCCAGAUUGCAAAAAAAAAAACAAAAACAAAAAAAAAAAACGAAAAAAACGAUGAGAGAAGACGACUCCAAUUGGUUCGCCCGAUGGGAAGAAGAGCUCCCAUCUCCAGAAGAACUCAUGCCCUUAUCCCAAACCCUAAUAACCCCUGAUCUCGCCAUGGCUUUCGACAUCAGAAACCCCAAUUCUAACUCCAACAACAACAACAAUAACACAAGCCCACCUCGAGGCCCGGCCCAGGCCCACCAGCAGCACCCUCCCCCGCCGUCGUCAAGCCCUCUGCAGCCUCCUUCCUCCGUCACGGCCCAGCCCAACUCCUCCGACUUUGGAGACUCCGCCGAUUUGGGCUCCGGCGGAGGCCCCGGGGAGGAGCCGGCCCGGACCCUCAAGCGGCCCCGCCUCGUGUGGACCCCGCAGCUCCACAAGCGGUUCGUCGAUGCCGUGGCCCACCUGGGGAUCAAGAACGCCGUUCCCAAGACCAUAAUGCAGCUUAUGAGUGUGGACGGGUUGACCCGAGAGAACGUCGCCAGCCAUUUGCAGAAGUACCGCCUGUAUCUCAAGAGAAUGCAGGGAUUAUCCGGCGGAGGCGGUGGCGGGGGAGCGGGAGGAGCCGGGGCCGCUGGAUUGGGCGGCGGAGCGGAUCCCGCCACCGAUCAUUUGUUCGCUAGCUCCCCCGUGCCGGCACAUUUUCUCCACCCUGCUGCAGCUGCGGCGGGAAGGCCGAAUUCGGAACAUUUCCUGCCUUACGUGCCCGUGGCGGCGCUGCAGCACCACCACCACCACCAGCAGCAUAUGGCAGCUGCGGUUGCAGCCGCGGGGGGCCACCCGCAGAUUCAGGGCCAGUACCAUCAUAGGCAAGUGGCGCAUUUUGGGUCACCUCCGGCGGCGGUGGCUGCAGCGAACGGGCAAUUCGAGCACCCGUUUCUUGGAAGACAGGGGCAAGCGGUUCACCGGAUGGGCGCGCCGGUGCAUAACGGAUAUGUGGAGGACUUGGAGUCGGGUAAUGGCGCCGCGGGGGGCGGGAGGAAGGUUCUUACUUUAUUUCCAACUGGGGAGGAUUGAAUUAUCCGGGUAAUGGUUAAUUGUGCCUGCUUCAUCUUAGAGUUGUUCUUUUCUUGCUCUUUUGUUCAAUUCGGUUCUAGGGGUCAUUGUGGAAUUGGUGUUAGUUGUCAUUGUUAUUUUAGUUGGUCUUAGUAGUAAUCUUGGUGGUAGAAAUCAGAUCUGAGUUUCAAUUUCCGGAUCCAAUAAUUUCGGGUAUUACACUUGAACAUUAUCCUGCCAGUUGGGUAUGUUUAAGAGUGAUUAGGAUUGAUAUUGGUGGUUUAGUUUUUCCAUUGUGGUAAAAUCUUUUUUCUGUGUUUAUGGACUUCUACUAUGUGUAAUUAAAUUGUUGGUAGCAGUCUAUAUGAGUGAGUCCCUUGUCUGCUUCGGUGUGGCUGAAAUUUGAACAUGAUGUCACUCGAGCGGCAAUGAUGUUUCUGAACUCGUCUACGGCGGCUAUAGUGAUAGAGAGUCAUGAUAAUUGGUCAAUUUGGGUUCAUUGGAGAUUGGAUUAUCACGUUGUUAUGUUGGGAAUUGGAUGGUUCUUCUUUCAUUUCGGAGUCUACUUCUUGCUUGGGAAGGUCUUUCAAUUGGGGGAUUAAUGAUAGGGAGUGGCUGAAGCAAACACAUUGACUAAUUUUGAGCUUGCAGAAGAGGAUAAAUAAAGCUGGCAAAUCUUUUUUUAUUUUCUCUCAAAAUCUAGACAUGGGGUUAAUAACCCUUUACGGCACUUUCGAUACUUAGUUUAUUCUGGUUAUCCGAGAGUAUCUUCUGUCGAUGAGUAGUGCCUCGUGUUUCUUAGUUUAGCAUUAUGUAGAGGUGAGUUGUACUUGUUGUACAUUGUAACUCUUUUCAAAAGACUUAAAAUCCCUCAUUAUGAGUGGAUUUGUUAAGAUAA